GGUGUGGCAGCCCCGCCUCGCGGCUGCCCGACCGCCCGUCCCAGGUUAGGCUGCGCCUGUCAGUGGGGGCGGCGGGAUGGCGGCGCUUUACGCUUGUACCAAGUGCCACCAGCGCUUCUCCUUCGAGGCGCUGAGCCAGGGGCAGCAGCUGUGCAAGGAGUGUCGAAUCGCGCAUCCCAUUGUCAAGUGCACGUACUGCAGGACCGAGUUCCAACAGGAAAGCAAAACCAACACAAUAUGCAAGAAAUGUGCUCAGAAUGUGAAACUCUAUGGAACGCCCAAACCAUGCCAGUACUGCAACAUAAUAGCAGCAUUUAUUGGCAACAAGUGCCAGCGGUGUACGAACUCAGAGAAGAAGUAUGGGCCACCUCUCUCCUGUGAACAGUGCAAGCAACAGUGUGCAUUCGACAGGAAGGAUGAUAGAAAGAAGGUGGAUGGGAAGCUGCUGUGCUGGCUGUGUACGUUGUCCUACAAACGGGUCCUACAGAAGACCAAAGAGCAACGCAAACAUCUAAGCAGCUCUUCACGGACGAGCCUGCAAGAGAAGGAGCAGUUCAGCAGGCUCAGCAGUGGCAGCCAUUACAACAGCCAGAAAACCUUAUCCACCUCCUCUAUUCAGAAUGAAAUUCCAAAGAAGAAACCCAAGUUUGAGGCCAUAUCAGCCAAUGGUGACAGCGUUCCUUCCUCUCCCGAGAUGCUUUGCCCCCCUACCCAGAGUGCCCCGUCCGUGUUGGUGCAGUGGGCUGCUUCCCAACAGAGUCCCGGUGCCCAUCAUUAUCCUGUUUCUCAAGGCACUGACGUCCUGAACUUUUCUCCAGACCUUGCCCUGGACUCCCCUGGCACGGACCACUUCGUUAUUAUAGCCCAGCUGAAGGAAGAAGUGGCCACUCUGAAAAAGAUGCUGCACCAGAAGGAUCAGAUGAUCUUGGAGAAAGAGAAGAAGUAUGCCCAGCCUUAUGUGCUGCCAGUUCUUGAUGACUGCUGGAGUGCAAGAAAUGGCAGUAGGCAGAUCACAGAGCUAAAGGCCGACCUGCAGUACCAGGAAUCCCAGAUGAGGGCAAAAAUGAACCAAAUGGAGAAGACACACAAGGAAGUCAUGGAGCAGUUACAGGCUGGGAAAGCGAAGGACAAGAGAGGUGAAGAGAUUUGCCCAAGGCCCACAGAAUGAGACGUUGGAAUGAAACCUUAAGAGUCCUGGUUCCCAGUCCCAACUACUCACCAGAUGUCUUGAUGUCCAUUCCUGCCUUUUGAUCUGUAAGUCACUUUCUCGUAGUAUGCCAUCAGUCAAUAAUGAGGCCUACUGCUCCUGUACUGGUGCCUUACCCUUCGAGAGACAUGAGGGACCCUUCCUUGUUGAACCCCAGCUAUUUCUUAGCCAAGACUCCUUUUCUCAAAGGAAAUCUCUUACUUCAGAAGAUCCAUGCAAAAGGUGCACAGUCUGCAGCAUCAGGAAUACCUUCCAUUGUGCUUACCAACGUAAGGACCAGCAGUUACACUUCAAGGGUACACAGUCAGUCAGCCUUCCUCUAGCUGCCGCUUAACACUCCAACACAAGCCUUAUCUACGUUCGGGAUUUUUCAUCAGUGCAAACCCCCUCUGAGGUCUGUCGACUGUCUACACUAGGGGUUCCUGCUGGUGCAGCUGUAUUAGUGAUGUUACACACAUGUAAAAUCCGUAUCACUGAGCCUGGGGGUCUGAUUUUCAAAUGUGCUGAGCGUUCGCAGUGCCACUGGACUCCAGUUAGAAAUGUAAGUGCCCGGCACGUCUGAAAACCAGGGUAACUGGUAUUGGCUCAUGCCGAAGCACGUUGUGCAGCCUCGGGUUCGGUUUGUGCUUCUCCAAAGCUGGAACCUUUCAUUGCCUCUUUUAAUGGCUCCACUAACGCUCCACAUGUUCUCCAACCCUCAGAUCAUUUUACUGGCUCUUCACUGCACCCGUGUCAACCCGUUUUAAACUGUGGUCACCAGAACUCUGUGCAGGAUUAGUAUGAGUCUCACCAAGGCCAUAUACAGGGUAAAAUCCAAGUGCUGUGCUGACUCCCUCGUCCCCUGUUUAUACAGCCCAGGAUUGCAUUAGCCCUUUUUGCUUUGAGGCAUAAGAUUGCUGAGGAAGAGGGGAGAUGUUACCCGGAGAGUGAGUGUCUCCCCACGGCAUCAGCUGAUGUUGAGGAUGCUGGAACGUCUGCUUCCCCGCGCUAUGAAUGCUCUACACAAAGAGGGCUACAAGUCCCAGAAGGCACCUGCACUGUUUCUCCAGGGACUCCUUUUACCUGUGUAACCCCGGCUUUGGCUCCGAUCAGCUUACCAGUCCAGAUGGACAGGGGGAGCAAUAAGGUUGCAUCAGCCAGAGAUGCUUUCACAGCCUGCCCAGGCCCAGCCUGCUCGGGUCUGUCUGUCUGCUUUGCAGAGCACACAACACACGUCUGGCAGAGCUAAGGAAGGACUGUGUCUCCUUGGCUGCGGCAUCCUAACCAGCUGGCUGAUGGGCUGAGCAAAGGGUGGCUGGACAGGCUUGGUCCGUUACAAGGAAGUGGGACUGAGAGCUGCAGAUUUGGAAACUCCUUGCGGGGGCGGGGGAAAGGCCACAGGCAGGACUGGAGAACUAGCACGGGCUGACUCUAGGGGCAUCAAGCACCCAAGUGACAGAGGAGCUACUUUGUAUCUUCCCUGAGCCAUGGUCUCUUUACGAUCCCGUUUGCUUCCCCGUGGUCGUGUGCCAGCAUGGCAGACGCUGAUGUGCAGCCUGCUAGAGAUGCUGUGCAAGGAGCGGUCGCCGAGCCCAAUGCCCCAUGCCCCAAUGCCCCUGGGGCAGGCGCUGCUGAACUGCAUUCAAAGUGCCUGCCCUCUCCAGAAUGGGCCAGUGAAGGAGGAGCCAGAAGCACAAUCGGGUCUCCAUCAGGUUUUGGUACUGCUCCUCGGGCUCUCUAGGACCUGCCCAUUUAGCGAGGUCACAGAGGAAGGCUCCCAGAUGCUGCGGACUGCCCAAGUAAGGGUCCAGGCAGGCAGGCAGGGUCCAGUGGAGCUGCAGUACUGGAUUGGAUACCACCUUCUAGGCCAUGGGGAAGAAUGCCAAACAGGCAACUGAGUCAGCGUCAUACACACCACCCACAAAGGGCACCAGGGCUAAGCGGCCCAUGAACAAAGAUUCCCAUUCCUAGUAGACUUGUCCAUAUCCCACCCCCAAACCCACCCCCAUGGUUGGCCCUGUCCUGUCAGCCUCAGCAAGGAGGCCAGCGACUGUGUCGACAUGGAGAAUAAACCACCCUGCCACCCCUCAUCCAGAGGAAGCCAGAGUCUUGGGCUUGCCCUCGUUGUCAUUGUUUUUCCCUUUUUGUGAGUGCCCACCUGGUGCUGUACACCAGAGGGCAAAGCUGACAGACAGCCAGGUGAAUGGCAGGGGGGUGGCACACAGCAUGCAUGUAAAGGGCUCAGGGCAGUAGCAGCUAAAGAUUGUGUGACCUAGUAGCCUGAAUACAGGACUGGGACUCGUGAGGUCUUGCGUCUUAAUCCCAACUCUAGCAGUGACUUGCAGCCCUUUGCCUUAGUGUCUCCCUCUGUAGCAUGGGGUAAUGAUGCCGUAGAGAAGGGGUUGUGUGGGGAUGAAUGAGUCAAUGCUUUAGUGAUAGAAGGGGCCCAGUAGUGCUGCCCUGCCAGUCACCAUCCUGAGCACCAGAAUGUGCAGCCUGCAUGUUAGAGGCUGCUGGUCUCUGUUACUGGGUAGCAAGGGAGGUUCGAUCGGGCCUUUGCCAAGCUUGUCAGCAUUGCUGUAAAGCAAAGAGCAAACCGAGUGAGUCAGGCAAAGCUGCUGACAGCCCAGAGCAGCUGGUAAAUGGGAGGAAGCAACACAAACAGCCCAGGAAAAGUGCUGAGAUUGCAGGUGACCGAUUUUAUGCCUCUAAUUGGCUGUGGAUGGAUCACCAGAGGCUAAGGAGCGGUGGGGGUGUCUGGUGCCACUCCUUAUUGCUGAGUUUAUUGCUCACAUGUGCUACAGACCGGCCUUGCUCAAUCUGUCCUGCCUCUCUGCUAAUUGGGAGGGGGGUGGUUUGUGUUUUGGCUCUUGUGUAAUAAGCCCUUCUCUGUAGGCAAUUGCAUGCAUGCAGCCUGUCUUUUCAGGACUGUUGUAGGCUCUGAGCAACUGUCUCAAGCAAGGCUAGGUCUCUCGUGGCAUUUGCCUCAACGUUUUCUGAUUAGAUAUUUUUUUCUCAAAUAUUUUGUGUUGUCUGCAAGUGUCUCUGCUGAAUUAAAUCACCAGUGUUGACCUUUG
Messenger RNA from Caretta caretta (loggerhead turtle), 4263 nucleotides. The record is from RefSeq and is a predicted model, not a curated record. NCBI's taxonomy places the organism in Eukaryota, Metazoa, Chordata, Testudines, Cheloniidae.